AUGGUGCCCAUCCCGAGGAUAAUCCGCGACGCAGCUCGCUUCGGGUACCAAUGCGCCGUGAACUGGACGUGGAGCCGCACCUGUACCGAGACAACACCAGAGCGACAUAAUUCCUUCAAACUAACAGACCUCUCUCGCGAGUCCCGGGAUAAAUGGCUACUUUCGGCCGUGACCAUCAUCCUAUUUGGUAUUACUGCCAUGGGGUUCGUUGCUUGGUUUUACUUCUGGGGCAGAGAUCGACACCCGCGACAAACGGCGUCUCCCGAGGACAAGACUGCCCUGAAUGAGAUCGAUGAGUUUCCGGAUGAGGAGGAACGAUCAGAUGGUUGGUAUGGUUUUAUUUUGGCCUGUCAUGCUGCCAUUACCCUCGGUGCUGGUGCUGGCUGA
Messenger RNA from Penicillium bovifimosum, 387 nucleotides. RefSeq lists its product as uncharacterized. Bases 1 to 387 code for a protein of 128 amino acids. The record is from RefSeq and is a predicted model, not a curated record. NCBI's taxonomy places the organism in Eukaryota, Fungi, Ascomycota, Eurotiomycetes, Eurotiales, Aspergillaceae. The transcript has 3 exons.